CGAUUAUUACCUUGAAAGAACUUGCUAAAUCACAAUGAUAACGAACCGCAAUCUCCAGCUGCAAGAUAGAGGUCCAUAGAAUGUCUUUGUCAACGCUGAAUUCCGCAAUCAGCACCUUCCGGACCGCUCGCAUCGUCGCGAUCCGUGCCCUGCAUCAAACCGCCUUUCGAUCGGCACCGGACCUCAACUCUGCACCCACCGCUUCAUCGUCCGCUACUUCUGGUUCGGCCGGUGGACUGAGUGCUGGAGAGAAACUUGGUGAGAUCCUGUUGGAGUCGUUGAGGAAAUCGGAGGAGUCGCAGGCCAAGUCUGCUUCGAACAACGCGGGAUCUGGAGCUUUGUAUGGCAACGUGGUUCGACAAGCCGAGUACCGGCCAUUCUCUACGAAUCAGACUUACAGCCCGACCCGACUCGUUUCCGACUCUCUUUUCCGCACUCCUCCUAGACCUCCUAGACCCGCCUAUCUUGGACCUUCCGCUCCCAAAUCUCGCCAAUCUGAUCCGUUCCACAUCCUCUCCGUCAAUCCGGUCAACGAAGCUAUCAACGCCGACCUCGUCGGGAGCUACCUGACGCAAAUGGGCAAGAUCAAAUCGCGAGCAGAGACGGGACUCACUUGGAAGAAUCAGAGGCGGGUCGGAAAGAUGGUCAGACGUGCUAGGGCGAUGGGUCUCGUCAGCCGGUGGAGUGACCAGGUCCAGAAGGUUGCGGAGAAGGCUCCCGAGAAAUGAUUAGAAUCGUUUCAUGUUGUCUAUACAAUAAUUGACUGCUCGA
Messenger RNA from Filobasidium floriforme, 771 nucleotides. RefSeq lists its product as uncharacterized. The record is from RefSeq and is a predicted model, not a curated record. Bases 81 to 728 code for a protein of 215 amino acids. The transcript has 3 exons. Gene Ontology annotation, molecular function: small ribosomal subunit rRNA binding; structural constituent of ribosome. Gene Ontology annotation, biological process: mitochondrial translation. Gene Ontology annotation, cellular component: ribosome; mitochondrial small ribosomal subunit. Lineage: Eukaryota; Fungi; Basidiomycota; Tremellomycetes; Filobasidiales; Filobasidiaceae.